This is a messenger RNA of Mytilus californianus (California mussel), 667 nucleotides long. RefSeq names its product oncoprotein-induced transcript 3 protein-like. The transcript is spliced from 4 exons. NCBI's taxonomy places the organism in Eukaryota, Metazoa, Mollusca, Bivalvia, Mytilida, Mytilidae. Bases 169 to 609 code for a protein of 146 amino acids. The record is from RefSeq and is a predicted model, not a curated record.
CCAUGUUCAGACUCUGGAACAGGAACAAUAUCGCGCAAUAUCUUAGAUGUGCCGUUCUGUGACGCCAAUUUAAAUCCUAUCUGGUACAAAAUAGAUGAAAAAACCGGUGAAGAUAUUUAUACCGAAUGUGUUACGUUCGGAACUUGUGGAACAGUGUAUCCGCUAUGGAUGGAUGGCAGUAUACCAGAGACAAGUGAAGGUAUUGUUGAUAGAACUGUUUGCCAGGUAACACCGGGAAACUGUUGUAAUAGAACAUACGCCAUACAAGUGAAAAACUGUGGAGAUUUUAGGGUUUACAAGUUGACAUUUACUUAUGGUUGUUACCAAGCGUACUGUUUCAAGGCCUCAGACGAAGUCACCGAUUGUAGUGAUAAAGGCAAUUUUAAAUGUGGUGGAGGCAACACCAAAGUUUUAAUAGCCGUUAGUUUAGUUGUUGUGUUCGGUGUACUAAUUGUGGGUACUGUCGUCUGGUGUUAUUUUAGAAGAAGACCAAGUAGCAUGCGGAAGCCAAUUUUGUCAAACGAAAAAACGAACAAUAGCAAUAGUCAGCCACCUAUUGUCCAUAUCAACGAACCCGCACAUGAUUUUUCAGUCGAAUCAGUGUUUUAAGACUUAUAUAUAGCCGUAUUAUCUGGCAUAGCUGUCUAAAACAACAUUUUUUUUUGCA